AAUAGUCUCGAGCAGACGAUAGUGGCCGUCUCCGAGUAUUUCAGUUUAAAGUUAAUUUAAAUAAAGAAAACGAGGCGAAUAUGGUGAAACGAUCGUUUGAAGAUGAUCGGUCCGACAACGAACCUCCAAGGACCAAACGAAAGUUGGAUAUUGCGUCAAAUGAGAAAACAGAAGUGUUAACUAGCAAACCAGUUGGUGAUCAUAAUAAGAUUGAUGAGGUGACAAAUGUACCUAAGGCGGGGACUUCACUGGAACCGAGCAAAACGGAAAAAGUUGCUAAAAGCGAUGCUACAAAGGAUCCCGAGGUCUUAAAGAAGAAACCUAACAAGUGUGUUACCAGGAACGAGUGUGUUUGCGAUUCAGGGGACGAGGAGCCGACCAAAUCGCAGUUACUCGAGGAUCAUGAAGCUCACGUUUUGGUGGCAGAAUGGAGGUUACACAAAUUCCAGUCCCCCAUAGAGUUGAGUCACGAUGACAGCAUAAGCCACGAUCACUUUGACCCCUUGAUGUUCCACGGACAUUGGGAUAAACUUGGAGCGGCCUCAAUCGAAAACAAUGGAAAAACUGUUGUUAUACGGUUUGAAAGAAAUGAAAUGCCUUAUUUGGUUGGAGGACCUUUGCAUGGAGACACGUACGUUUUCGAGCAACUACAUUUCCACUGGAGCGAAGACGACACUGGCGGUUGCGAACAUAUUUUUGAAGGACAAGCAUUUUCAAUGGAGGCUCAUGCGGUGCAUUACAAUAAGAAAUAUGGGAGUUUUGAGGAGGCCCAAGAUAAACCUGAUGGGCUGGCCGUAGUCGGGUUCUUUCUGGAAGCUACCGAUAACGACGAUAAUCCUUGCUUUAAAAAACUUACAACUGCAGUGCAGAAUAUAACGAGAGUGAAUGCGACAGCAACGGUGGCACCUGAUUGCUUGACAUGGAUCAAAGAAGAAGCGCAAUGCAAGGGAUAUUAUACUUAUCAAGGGUCACUUACCACUGAGCCAUAUCUUGAGAGUGUCACUUGGAUUUUGUAUCCAACGCCGAUUCAUGUGUCUAGACAACAGGUCGCUCACUUCCGUGAACUAAAAUCUACACCGUGUGAAAAGAAGAAAAUCGUAAAUAACGUACGGCCUGUCCAGAGUCCGCCUUCGAACAGGAAACUGAACAUUUUCUAUGCCAGGUCGCACCGAAGAAGCAGCGAUUAAUAAAAUAUGAAUAAUUAUAUAGUCAAUUUUAUAAACACCAAUCUAAUAAACUAAGAUACCGUAUGUAUUGUAACUAAUAAAACUAUUUGAUAUUUUGAA
This is a messenger RNA of Anthonomus grandis grandis, 1286 nucleotides long. It is a transcript of the gene CAH3, whose product is annotated as carbonic anhydrase 2. The coding region runs from base 81 to 1187 and encodes 368 amino acids. The record is from RefSeq and is a predicted model, not a curated record. Gene Ontology annotation, cellular component: cytoplasm. The transcript is spliced from 7 exons. NCBI's taxonomy places the organism in Eukaryota, Metazoa, Arthropoda, Insecta, Coleoptera, Curculionidae. Gene Ontology annotation, molecular function: zinc ion binding; carbonate dehydratase activity.